UCCACGAAAAGUGAUAUGUGGUUAUAAAGAGUGGGGUACUGAACAGAGCGAUUGAACUUUUUAUGUGGGAAGAGGUUGUAUUCGUUUCAAUCUUACAUUUAAUCAAAGAUUUUUCAGUAAAUGUUUUUUUAAAGGCGAUCGUAAAGUUCCUGAUAUUUUGCUAAGAAAAAUGCAAGGUCUUUUAGGUAUCUUGAUAUUAAUUACUGGAGCUCAUUCUCUGUACCAUUCCAAUUCAGAUGUUGUAAAUGUUGAUUCAAGUAAUUUUGACAAUUUGGUAUUGAAUAGUGAUAAUAUUUGGGUUGUGGAAUUUUAUGCACCAUGGUGUGGACAUUGUCAACAGUUAACACCUGAAUAUAAUAAGGCUGCUACUGCUUUAAAAGGUAUUGUAAAGUUUGGCGCAGUAAAUGCAGACAAAGAUGCGACCCUUGGUUCAAAAUAUGGAAUCAAAGGUAUCCCAACGAUUAAAAUAUUUGGUGUUAAUGAUAAGCCAGAAGAUUAUAAUGGACCUAGAACUGCAGCAGGAAUUGUAGAUACUGUUUUAAAUGCAGUUAAUCAAAGGGCGCGUAGAGGGUUAGGUGGGAAAAAGAGCAGUGGAGAUUCUAAGUCUAAAGAUUCCAAAGAUGUUGUUGAAUUGACAGAUGAAAAUUUCGAUAAAAUAGUAAUGAAUUCUGAAGACAUGUGGUUGGUUGAGUUUUAUGCACCUUGGUGUGGUCACUGCAAGAACCUAGCUCCUACUUGGGCAGCUGCUGCCACAGAACUAAAAGGAAAAGUAAAAUUGGGAGCUCUCGACGCUACUGUGAAUAAAGUGAAAGCUAGUCAAUACGAAAUAAAAGGAUAUCCUACAAUUAAAUAUUUUGCACCUGGCAAAAAAUCGUUUGAUUCUGUACAAGAAUAUGAUGGUGGUCGAACAAGCAGUGAUAUUGUAACUUGGGCGAUAGAAAAAUUGGCUGAGAACGUUCCAGCUCCAGAAGUAAUUCAGAUUGUGAAUGAGGAUUCUUUGAAAUUUGCAUGUGAAGACAAACCAUUAUGUGUUAUAUCAGUUUUGCCACAUAUCUUAGAUUGUCAAUCUGAAUGUAGGAAAAAUUAUUUGAAGAUACUGGAUGAGCUUGGUGAGAAGUACAAGCAGAAAAUGUGGGGAUGGGUUUGGGCAGAAGCUAAUUCUCAACCUCACAUUGAAGAAGCAUUAGAAAUAGGCGGUUUUGGCUAUCCAGCAUUAGCAGUUGUAAAUAUAAAGAAAAUGAAGUACUCAUUACUUAAGGGAAGUUUCUCGUAUGUCGGGAUAGAUGAAUUUUUACGAGAUUUAAGUUAUGGACGAGGAGGUACAGCCCCAUUAAAAGGUGCUCAAUUACCUAAAAUUCUUACAAGAACACCAUGGGAUGGUAAAGACGCUGAACUUCCAAAAGAAGAAGAUAUCGACCUUAGCGAUAUAGAUCUUGACGUGAAAGAUGAGCUGUAAUUUGCAUAGUUGUGCAACCUCCCUCAAAAAAGUAUGCACAUCAUAUACAUGUAACAUUAAAAAUAAUUCAUUAAUUAUUUUUAUAUUAACUCAUUUUGAAUUGAUAUAACUGCAUAUUGGUGUACGAUAAUAAUAGAAUGUCAUCAUUAUCAUAGCGUUAGAAAUGUUUUUUAUUUCCAUCUGAAGUGCAUCAUAAUUUUGUUAUUCAUACAUAAAUGCUUAGGAAUUUUAGUGUGCUAAAUUAAAUGUUUAAAUACAGAGAUUCUUCCAGUGAAGUCAAUUUUAUGAGGUCUUAUCUGUUUACUAUACAGUAAAAUGAUGUAUACGUAAUUUAAACUUCAAAUGAAGUUGAACUUGUACAUUACUUUUAUUGUGUGGAAGUAAACAAAAAAGUACAACAUCAAAGAUGUGUCUGAAUAUUUUUAAACAAUUAUUUGUACAUUUUUAAAAUAAUGGUAGAUAAUAUGGAGCUGUAAAAUGUCAUAGCAAAAACAAAGUGUGUAUUUGUCGUCUGAUUGUUCUAUAAAUUUAAAUGAAUUAUUGAUACUUUGUAAUAUGUUAAGUGCAUUCCAUAGAAUAAUUGGUAUUCCCUAAAGCGGGACCAAAAUGAAACACUUAUCAACUUACAUUUACAUAUAUACUGCUAACUCUUAUGUUUAAUGAGAUGUCAUUAUUGAAUUUAGUUAUGUAGUGUCUUCCAUCAUGAUUAUAAAAGAAAUUUAUAUUGUUGUAUAACAUUAUUGUGUGAAAUACGUUUAUACAUGUACAAACUCUUAAAACGAUCACUUUUCCACUUAUAUUUACUUAAUUAUAACCCUAACUUACGUUUUUAUUAAAU
Molecule: messenger RNA, 2294 nt
Organism: Nomia melanderi (Alkali bee)
Lineage: Eukaryota; Metazoa; Arthropoda; Insecta; Hymenoptera; Halictidae
Gene: CaBP1
Product: Protein disulfide-isomerase A6 homolog CaBP1
Biological process (GO): response to endoplasmic reticulum stress
Cellular component (GO): endoplasmic reticulum lumen
Molecular function (GO): protein-disulfide reductase activity; protein disulfide isomerase activity
Source: RefSeq, a predicted model, not a curated record